AUGGCCACACCGGGUGGCUUCAUGCAAGAUCUCCUUGAUAUUGACUUCCCGCUCGGGUUCGCCCUAUUUGAGGGUUUGGUGAGCCUGGGUGGCGCUGGAGUUCAGGAGAGCCCCCUCGGGGGGUUCGAGCUUUCGUCAUGGCUGUCCGGUGUGUCGGUCAACUCGUCAAUUGGCUUCAGCAAUACACGCCUGAUGCGAGCUCGAAAGGUUUCGCCGGUACACCCUGUCAUUUCUGAUUAG
Penicillium cosmopolitanum is the source of this 240-nucleotide messenger RNA. RefSeq lists its product as uncharacterized. Lineage: Eukaryota; Fungi; Ascomycota; Eurotiomycetes; Eurotiales; Aspergillaceae. The record is from RefSeq and is a predicted model, not a curated record. Bases 1 to 240 code for a protein of 79 amino acids. The transcript has a single exon.